AUGACCAUGGAGACUUGGGAAGCAUUUGUCGCUACACACCGUGAAAAGCAAGAGCAGGCCAUCCCAGAAUCAUGGAAACUAAGUCAAAAGAAGCUGGAUCAGAUUUCCGGCGCAGGAACACCACAAGAAGGUCACCUAAUUGAGUUGAAAGCCGCCCAGGCUUCCGGUCUCUUGAGUCAAAGAGAAAUGGAGAUCACUGAAUCCUUUACCGCCCGCGAGCUAUUGACAAAGAUGCGUUCCCAAUCAUUGAGAGCCCAAGACGUUGUCGUCGCGUUUUGUAAACGAGCAGCUAUUGCCCAGCAGCUAACCUCCUGCUUGACUGAGAUACUUUUUGACAAGGCCGUGGAGAGGGCUCGGUUCUUGGAUGCCCAGUUGACAGCCACAGGUAAGGUCAUAGGUCCUCUCCAUGGCCUGCCAAUUAGUUUGAAAGACAGCUUUCACGUCGAAGGGUAUCAUUCAACUGUUGGUUACGUUGAGUUCCUCAAACGACCGCUACCUCAGGGCAAUGCAGCCCUCGUCAAGCUACUCGAAGAUGCUGGAGCAAUUCUCUACUGCAAAACCAACGUCUCCCAGACGAUGAUGACUGCAGAUUCUGAGAACAACAUCUUUGGAAGAACCCUCAAUCCACACAACACAAGACUGACAGCUGGAGGCUCUACAGGAGGUGAAGGCGCACUCGUAGCAUUCCGUGGGUCAAUUCUUGGUGUUGGAACUGAUCUUGCUGGCUCCGUGCGCAUACCGGCACUUUGUUGCGGUAUAUAUGGUUUCAAGCCAACUGUUGAUCGCAUCCCAUUUGAAGGCCAAGCCCUUUCCCCGUUUCCUGUUCAGUGGAUCUCCAGCGUGAUGCCCGCCGCAGGUCCGUUAGCAACUUCUGUUGAUGACCUGUCCUUGUUCAUGGAAGUAGUCACAGGGUUACAGCCUUGGAAGUAUGACUCAUCAGCGGUGUUCAUCCCAUGGAGGUCCCUAGACUCUGAGCAUAAAGCACUUAUUAUCGGCAUCCUACCCGAAGACGAAGAAUAUCUCUUGCAUCCUCCGGUCCGCCGAAUACUUGCGAAAGCUAUUCACACCCUAGAGAAGGCUGGUCACAAACUGGUGCGUCUCCCAGCAGAUCCCCAUCGCAGUGUCAGUCUUGGUGCUAGGAUCGGGUACCAAUUCUUCGGGAUCGCAAGUCCAGAUCCCGCAGUGAUAGCCCAAAGCAUGGGUGAACCAUUUGUUGCAUCGGUUGCUAAAGGAAUGCACCCCUUUUCUGGUGGAGACUUUCCUGUCUCGCCUAAGCUGGAUAUCCCAACCCAAUUUCAUAAGCUCAAUGAAGCCCGAGGGGCAUACGGCGAGGCGUGGAAAGAGGCGUGGCGGGAAUAUGAGCUUGACGUAGUAAUAGCACCAGGGGCUGUAGGUACUGCCGUGCCUCACGACACUUAUGGCCUACCCGUUUAUACGGUUAUGUGGAAUGUCCUUGAUUAUCCGGCGGCAGUUAUCCCUUUCGGGUAUGCAUCGGCAUCAGAAGACCCUGAGCCCCAGACUUCGAACAUGGCGUUUGUGCCUGACUACGACGCCAAAUCGAAUCACGGUGCACCAGGAUCUAUUCAGAUAAUCUCUCCACGCUUUCGAGAUGAGGAAUGUUUGGAAGCUGCUCGGAUCAUUGACAAGGCUUUACGUUCUAUCUGA
Messenger RNA from Fusarium sp. VM40, 1665 nucleotides. Lineage: Eukaryota; Fungi; Ascomycota; Sordariomycetes; Hypocreales; Nectriaceae. The record is from the annotation of a GenBank genome assembly.